GUUAUGAAGACUCUAGGCAAGCUGUUGCCGACUAUGUGAGCACUCCCACAUCUCGAGUGGAUUCAAAGGAUGUUGUUCUUGCCAGUGGUGCCUCUGGUGCCCUUGACCUGUGCAUUUCUUGCCUCGCAGACGAAGGUGACAACAUUUUGAUUCCACGCCCAGGCUUCUCUCUCUACAAAACCUUGGCAGAAUCUUUGGGCAUAGAAGUCAGACAGUACGAUCUCCUGCCUGAAAAAUCCUGGGAAAUUGAUCUGGACCAUCUCGAGAGUUUGAUUGACAGUAAUACCAGAGCCGUGAUCGUCUGCAACCCGUCCAACCCAUGUGGCUCUGUGUACAGCCGGGAACACCUGCUGGAGAUUCUGCAGACGAUGGAGAGGAAGCGCGUGCCUAUCAUCGCUGAUGAAAUAUACGAGCACUUUGUUGGUCUUGACAUGAAGCACUUCCCAGAAUUCAAGUCGGACGUUGACCUCACAGAACGCCUAGUCACAGAACAAAGCGUGUUCUGCCUGCCUGCCGCUUGUUUCCAGUACCCCAACUAUUUCCGUGUGGUCCUGACUGUUCCAACAGAGAAAGUAUCCGAGGCUUGUGAACGCAUGGCAGCCUUUUGUCGGGAACACUAUAAGCCGAUAAAUGGUAUCAAUGGAAAGCCCGAUCUCACCAGCAAAGUUAAUGGACUAAACGGGCAUUGCGCGGAUGAGAUUUGCGUGGGCAAGUGAAAAGCUGAAAGACCAUACUGGACUGCAUGCUUCAACGAGUCCCAUCUCAUCCUCCUCUCUUUCUCUCUGUUGAUGCAAUUAGAGCUAUGGGCUUUCAUGAAUUUACUACACCUUGCUGCAUCUGUUGAGUUUGCAGCUUUAUUUGUUAAAAUGCUUGAAUGUUUACAGUCCACCUUACAAUUUUAUAUUUUCUCUGUUUUUCAACCAGACGAAUCUCAAUAUACAAAAUCAUGAUGGUGAAUGUAAAGAGAUUGUCUUUUAAUAUAUUUGCAUAGACUACUGAGGCGCAGUUGUCUCCAAAUGUGGCCAACAAAAGGAAGUACAAGAUCUGAGUGCUAUUCUCGCCCUUCCUACUUGUAUUAUUAUUGUAGCGAUGUUCAUGUUACUGAAUCCCAGAUUAUGGACACCAGAUGGCCCACCAUCUCUUUGAGAUCAAAUAAAUAGAAAAUAAGAGAAGAAGAAAAAUUAUAGUAAAGAUCCUCAAUAAAACUAGGAGCGACAUUGAGGAGUAAAAUCAGCGAUUGUCUUUAAACAAUUUUUUUAAAUCUGAAAAACGAAAUGAAAAGCCUUCGCUGGCACCGGUGGUGAUAUCUAUUUUAUAUUACCACUGUCCCUUUACCUAGUGGUUAUAGCCUAUAAUUACUCGUGGCAGUGACGUCAACCACGUAGACUGACGGGAGCUACGAGUGCCCACUCUGGGACGCUGAGUGUCCAAGCUGGUGAGGGCAAGAUCCAGCGCAAUUACGCUGUGCGUCCCUUGCAACGCCUGUGGGUCUUCAUAGAGUGUGAAGCGUUGGUUCACAGUGGGUACUUUUCGAUUUCGAGACUCACGUGGAGACAUCUCGGCGUUCUUGGAAAGGGGGGGGGGGAUCUUAAAGUGAAAUAUGAGGGUAUGGCUGUCUCUAAUGAGCAAGCUGUAGGCUAUUUUACAGUAAAUCGUUUAUUGUAGUGGUCCUGCGAAUGCAAGUAAAGGAUAUGUUUAAUAUACGGCCCAGGUAAAGAAACUGUCUUAUUACUGGAUCAAUAAAAAGAAAAAAAUACUUCUUGCUUGGUCUCUGGCGUACAGGAGUCUCAGGCAGAGUUACGGGCGCAUUGCCAAAUUAUUAAAUGAGCUAGCAUGUUUGUUUCACACAGACAGACGAAAGUGAACAAGCUGUGAUAUCUGUUAGCCUUACUCGCACUAACUACUUCGCAUGCAUGCGAAAGCUGCGAUUUGAUCUCUCCUCUCCUCACUCCGGUUUGUAAACCCAAGCACAAAAAGUGCACCAAUUCUAUUUCUGCUCAGAUUUACUGUAUUCUUAUUACCACUAUGCUGUUGUCACUGGUGCGGUUCUUAUAGAGUAGUAUUACAGGGAUGCCAAAUGAUUUUUGAAAAAAACCCAGCUGAAAAUGAGCGGAGCAUCACAUCUCACCUAAAACAAACCUUGUAAAGUUUUUCAAUGAGCACACAAAAACAUCUCUCCUACCUCUCCCCUUUCGUUUGCAAGGGUAUGGGGACUUUGUUUCACCAAUUUCAGCAAUAUUCUAUCUGUCUUGAGAAGAAGGACCUUAUGUCAGUGGCCUUCUUCUUCAGGUAUGCCAAAUGAUUUUGGAAAAAAACACC
Messenger RNA from Aplysia californica (California sea hare), 2319 nucleotides. RefSeq names its product tyrosine aminotransferase. The record is from RefSeq and is a predicted model, not a curated record. Gene Ontology annotation, molecular function: pyridoxal phosphate binding; L-tyrosine:2-oxoglutarate transaminase activity. Gene Ontology annotation, biological process: biosynthetic process; aromatic amino acid metabolic process. Lineage: Eukaryota; Metazoa; Mollusca; Gastropoda; Aplysiida; Aplysiidae.